Messenger RNA from Eurypyga helias (sunbittern), 1615 nucleotides. RefSeq names its product reversion-inducing-cysteine-rich protein with kazal motifs (gene RECK). The record is from RefSeq and is a predicted model, not a curated record. Gene Ontology annotation, cellular component: plasma membrane. Lineage: Eukaryota; Metazoa; Chordata; Aves; Eurypygiformes; Eurypygidae. The annotation marks the transcript as partial. The transcript has 10 exons. Gene Ontology annotation, molecular function: protein binding; metalloendopeptidase inhibitor activity. Gene Ontology annotation, biological process: sprouting angiogenesis; blood vessel maturation; extracellular matrix organization.
AUCAGACUGUGUGGAAAUACUGAAGAAAUGUGGAGAUCAUAAUAAAUUCCCUGAAGGCCACUCAGCUGAAAGCAUUUGUGAGCUCUUAUCUCCAACCGAUGACUUGGAGAACUGUAUCCCUUUGGAUACAUACCUGAGCCCAAGUUCUUUAGGUAACAUUGUAGAAGAUGUUACACAUCCAUGUAAUCCGAAUCCCUGUGCAGCUAAUCAGUUAUGUGAAGUAAAUAGAAAAGGAUGUCAACCUGGAGAACUGUGUCUUCCGUAUUUGUGUGUGCCAGGCUGCAAACUGGGAGAAGCCUCAGAUUUUAUUGUCCGUCAAGGUACGCUUAUUCAGGUUCCAUCCUCCACUGGUGAUGUUGGUUGUUACAAGAUUUGUACGUGUGGACACAGCGGACUGCUAGAAAACUGCAUGGAAAUGCGUUGUGUAGACCUCCAAAAAUCAUGUAUUGUUGGAGGACAAAGAAAAAGUCAUGGAAUGUCCUUUAAUAUAGAUUGUAAUGUCUGUUCGUGUUUUGCUGGGAACCUGAUAUGUUCUACGCGUCAGUGCCUAACUGAGCACAGUUCAGAAGAUGAGCGUCGGAAGUUCACAGGUUUACCAUGUAACUGUGUCGAUCAGUUUGUACCAGUAUGUGGUCAGAAUGGACGCACGUAUCCAAGUGCAUGUAUAGCUCGUUGUGUUGGGCUCCAGGACAAUCAGUUUGAAUUUGGAUCGUGUAUUUCCAAGGAUCCGUGUAACCCUAACCCUUGCAAUAAAAAUCAGAGGUGCAUACCAAAGAAACAAGUCUGCCUGACUAGUUUUGGACAGUUCCAGUGUAGCCAGCAUGAAUGUGUGCCGAGGCAGUUAAAUUGUGACCAGACACGGGAUCCUGUCUGUGACACGGACAAUGUGGAAUACAGUAACUUGUGUACUUUGUACCAAAAAGGAAAAAGUCUAGCAUACCGAGGACCGUGCCAGCCAUUUUGCAAACCGGCAGAACCCGUAUGUGGACAUAACGGAGAAACCUACAGCAGUGUCUGCGCUGCCUACGCCGACCGCGUGGCCGUUGACUAUUACGGACACUGUCAGGCUGUAGGCGUUCUCUCCGACUACGGCUUUCACACGGAGUGUGCCUUUGUUAAAUGUCCCCAGCUUUCUGCUGCUGGCUGCAAGCCGGUUAUUGCACCAGGAGCCUGCUGUCCGCUGUGUGCCGGAAUGCUGAGGAUCCUAUAUGACAAAGACAAGCUGGAUACGUUUGCAAGGGUAACAAAUAAAAAGCCCAUAACAGUACUUGACAUACUCGAAAAAAUCCGCCUGCAUGUCUCAGUGCCGCAGUGUGAUGUCUUUGGAUACUUAAGCAUAGAAUCCGAAAUUGUGAUCCUCAUCAUUCCUGUGGAUCAGAAUCCCAAACCACUGCAGAUUGAAGCCUGCAAUAAGGAAGCAGAGAAGAUCGAGUCCCUGAUAAAUUCGGACAGCCCAACGUUAGCGUCGCACGUGCCGCUCUCGGCUCUGAUCGCGUCUCGGGUGCAGGUUUCCUUUAGCGUUUCUUCUCCCUCCAUUCAAGUGGUGCCCGUUGUGCACUCCCUCUUCCUCAGCCUCUUGCUCGCCGUGCCAGCCCUAAGAGACGUGGUCGUUUAG